Messenger RNA from Daucus carota subsp. sativus, 1137 nucleotides. RefSeq names its product ethylene-responsive transcription factor ERF109. The record is from RefSeq and is a predicted model, not a curated record. The transcript has a single exon. The coding region runs from base 43 to 960 and encodes 305 amino acids. Gene Ontology annotation, molecular function: DNA binding; DNA-binding transcription factor activity. Gene Ontology annotation, biological process: regulation of DNA-templated transcription; ethylene-activated signaling pathway. Lineage: Eukaryota; Viridiplantae; Streptophyta; Magnoliopsida; Apiales; Apiaceae.
UAGUUUCUCAUUCAAACUACAAUCUACAAGUCCUCCCAAAGCAUGCAAAAUAUCUACCACCAAGACCUGAUCGCCACCGUGCCCAACAACCACCUUCCACCGCUACGACUCGCCGACGAUCAAGAAGUUUCGUUCAUGGUUAAUGCAUUGAGGAAAGUGAUCUUUGGCGGCUCUGCAACGGAAAUGCCACCGCAAUUUGCUUUCGACAAUUCUCCUUCUUCUUUUUCUUCCUCCUCGUCCUCUUCGGGUUAUUCCAGCACUUUCGUGGCCCAAUUGGAACCGAACACGUGUCAGUACUGCAGAAUUAGCGGAUGUUUGGGGUGUGAUUUUUUUGUCCCGCCAACCGAGGUGACGCAACAAAAUCAAAUAUUUCAGACGCAAAUGCAGUCUGAGGAGAGUAACAUGUACGCAGACGUGACUCCGGCUCCGAAAAGCAGGAGUCCUGUUUCCAGCAGGAGUCCUGUUUCCGUAAAAAAAAAUAACGAGGCGAGUUCUAGCAGCAACAUUGGCGUGGUACAGAAGAAAAAGAAGAAGAAUUACAGAGGAGUGAGACAGAGGCCGUGGGGAAAAUGGGCAGCCGAGAUUCGUGAUCCACGAAAGGCAGCACGUGUGUGGCUCGGAACAUUCGAAACAGCAGAGGAUGCAGCUCGGGCUUACGACAAAGCCGCCAUUGAAUUUAGAGGGCCAAGAGCAAAGCUCAAUUUCUCUUUCGCUGAUUACACAAAUAAUCCCAUUCCCAAUCAGCAGCAGCAAAAAACUGUGUCUCCGCCGCCACGACAAUUACAAGAAGAAGAUUCUAGAAAAUUCGAGACGGAAAUGGAAAUGGGGGUGAACAAAGAAAAGGAGUUCUGGGAAGUAAUGGCGGAUGAUGAGUUCAAGAAGUGGAUGAUGAUGAUGGAUUACAGUAAUGCUGAUAAUUCGUCUGAUUCCACUAGUGGCUUCAAUGUCCACAGUGUGUAAUUUGCAGCCACUCUGUUUUCAGUAGUAGCUUUAGUCGCUUUUUCAUUAUUCUUUGCGCAUCAUAUCAUAUUAAUGUUUUUGGAUAACUUGUAUUAUUUUUCAGUUAUUCAAUCAUGGGAAAAAAUUUAGAACAAUCAGUUCUCAUAAACGGAAUUAUAUUACUUGUUUUGUAUGGAA